Messenger RNA from Sycon ciliatum, 3577 nucleotides. RefSeq lists its product as uncharacterized. The transcript has 13 exons. Bases 514 to 3321 code for a protein of 935 amino acids. The record is from RefSeq and is a predicted model, not a curated record. Lineage: Eukaryota; Metazoa; Porifera; Calcarea; Leucosolenida; Sycettidae.
AAAAUUAAUUAAUAUUGCACUGCCGCCGGCCGGCUGAGUGUAGCGCUAGCUGUACUUUCUUCAGUUUUCAUGCUACAGGCAGCUUAUACAUGACUGUACUUAUACUGUUAUAGAAGAGUUGUUGUAGGCAGCGAGGUGGUGUUAGUUUUGCUGCUUCGUGUCGAAGUUUGUUGGGGUGCAGGCUAUGUAAGAAUCUGUGUAGGUUUUCAUUGAAGUUUCCUGGUGCCUCGGAGGCUCUAUUCGACUGCUACAUACCAUCACGACGUCGAGAACCGGUACACCGUUGGCGUUGAUCUACAUGUACAGCCUAUCCGCCCACGACGUUCCAAGUCGUGUCCAGGAUUCAAGCAAACCGUGACUCCAGGCUGCAGGAGCGCUCGCCGCUCGACUGUUCAUCGUCCCCAUUUGUCAUGGUGUUCAAGUGAUCAUUCUGGGUUUAUUUUGGUGCGGUUUGUUGCGUGCACAUGCAUCAACAGGUGGUGACUGACGUCCGUUACUUUUGUUGUCGCAGUUAUGGCUGCAGCAGAGAGUCACACGAGCAAAACAUGGCCAUGGUCAAGCCGGAUGUUCCGCGGGUGGAUCCCACACCUCCAAGCAACGCUCAGCUGCGGUGAACUUCGAGUGGAAUGCUGUGCCAAGCGGUUGAUCUCCGAAGCGCAGAAGAAGGAAUUGAUGACGAUAAAAGAUUCUGCCAAACACAAUGACCGACUGCUAGAUAUUCUGAGGAGGGGUACAGCUGAGACCUUCCUCACCUUCUGCAAUAUUGUGCGUAGCAUCGAACCUAAAGCAAAUGUUUCAAAGUUCCUAGAUGACAUGCAGUCAGUGUAUAGCUUCGUUGCAGGCAGUGAAGAUGCAGCAACUAGAAGUCAAGCAGGCAACACAGGGCCAUGGUCAAGCCCGGAGUUCCGCGAGUGGAUUCCACGCCUGCAAGCAAGGCUCAGCUGUUGCACAAUCCGCACAGCGUGCCUGUCCAAAGGCCUGCUCACCGAUACGCAGAAGAAGGAAUUGAUGGGAGUAGAAGAUGAUUCGGCCAAACACAAUGACCGACUGCUAGACAUGCUGAGCAGGGGUACAGCUGAGACGUUCCACACCUUCUGUAGUAUAGUGCGUAGCACUGAACCCGAAGCAAACUUUUCAAAGUUCCUAGAUGACAUGCAGUCAGUGGAUACCUUUGUUCCAGUUUCUACAGAAUGCAAGAAAGACUGCAAUAAAGUGUUAGACCUGAUGAAAGAGUUCUCAUCACCGGAACGUCAACGGGUGGUCCACACUGCCGAGGAUGUGGCACGAAUGCGCACGUCACAGACCGUCCUUGACAGGAGAAAGAAACCCAUCCACUUACCACAGCCAACCUCGCCUGUGACCAUUGAUCUGCUGAGGAUGCAGAACAUGGGAGAAGAACAACGACAAGCAGUGUUGACUGAAAUCGAUCGCUUGGCGUCUAGCGCUAGCAUCACUGAUGACCGUGUGGCGCAGGAAUUGCAGUACCAGGGUCAGGUGACACGGGCGGAUGGCCAAGUUGAAAAAUCACCAGCUGAUAUACAAACAGAGUUAAGUAAGCACCCCUGUUUCAUCAGUAUGGGCACUGGAUCUACCAGGGACGGCAGCAGAAUUUCAGAGACCAAGCAGUACUUGAAGGAUACUGGCUUCAUCGACGAGAACACUGUGAUCACAGAGAUCACUGAGUAUGAACUAGUCCCGGUGACUAGGCUGGUUAUUCGUGACAGCAAACGACUGAAGUUUAAAGACGAGAGCUCGUAUAUAGUGAAGUUCAUCAUCGACUGUGAGUAUAAUCACAGAGCCUCGAGUUUCAUUGACAGAGUCGUAGGUAACCUCUGCAAUCUCCUUGGUGAUCAGAGCAUCCACGCAGACAGCGUCCACAGAGAGAGCGGAGGCACAGCAGUGUUUGUACAGAUGUCUGCCCAGACUCAUGCCAAGCUCUGGGAGUUCUGCAAGGAUCGAUCUAGCCUGCUCGCUGGUCAGCACAUCCUCGAAGUGUCAACUGUGGACGGAGCGGUAGUUCUCAAUUUCCGUCCCACGGCAUGCAGUGGUGAAGGUUUUAAUCCUGAUGACCUGGAGCACUUGGUUGAAGAGUUCUCCGAGAGAUUUCCAUCCAUGGACCGAGAUGAGCUGUCUGAAGCUGUGGCUGACCAACCGAACGUUGAGCAUGCAAUGAUUGCAGUGACCAAGCUCGUCUUCGAUGAUGGCGGAGAAGGUUUGAAAGCGCUGCCUGAGAUUCUUGGUGGUGUGGUGGCAAGAAAGGCAAAUUCGACCGCUGCUCACGUUGACCAUGCUGAAGAGGCCAUUUCAACCAGUGUCUCUGCCAACACUGGACAUGCAGUAGAAAUCCAGGGAGCUGACGAUGAGCUGUCUCUCGGGCCGCAACCAGAGUCCCAGUGGUCUUGUCAUGGCCCUCUACCUGGUUGCGGGCAAGAUAUCCAUCGUUGCACCAUGCACAAUGGGGAUGCUUACAUUGUGUGCCAGGAAGAGAAAGAACUAGUUAUCUACCGGUCUACUCUUCCUCUCAAGGAAUGUCUUCAUUUGGAUCCUGCGAAGGCAUGGACCAAAUUCAACCCCAUUGGCCUCCCAAGCUUUUCGCGCUGGAGUUCUUUUUGUUUUCAUGAUGCAAAAAUGUACUGCGGAAUUUUCUUGCCUUCCAGUUUCCCCAAGAUCUAUGUUGUUGAUCUGCAGAGAAACUGUUGUACUAGAGAAAUACCAUGUGAUGCUAUCUCCAUGCAUGGAUUUGCAUGGUUCACUCAUAAUUGGGUGAAGGUAUUUAUCACCCAGUCAGAGCUUCUCGUGGUAUGCAUUUGGCGCAACCAUUUCUUAGAAGCUUUUUCAUUGGACACCAGGCAUGAUGCUGCAGUAUGGGUAAAAUGGGAUCCGCUCCGCAUGCCAGAGUUGCCGGAGAGGAUUUGCAGCAGUGACCGCGCUCUGUUUGUGAUACCAAAGAGCGACUCCAAUGAUACACAUUGGUCCAUCAUGAAGUUGAACGUAAGUGAGGAAAAUCCGCGAAUGCCAUCAUGGUUUGAGAUCAAAGUGGACCGCUCUGAGACUGGUGGUGUACCAAUGUUCUUUCAGUUUUCAGUUGCUGUGGCCAACACUAUAAUCCUGCCAUGCUGGUGCUAUAGCGAUGAUGGUGUAUUCGGGGAAUGUGUCAUGUAUGUUGACUGCACUACGUGUAUAGGCCAGUGUUCAGUCUUGCCGUUGCCAUCAAUUCCAGCCCCUAUCUCUCAGUUGAUGGUGGAUGGCAGUAUGAUUUUUGCACUCCUUGAUGAUGAUCACUCAGUGUUUACUCUUCAGCUGCUAUCUGACCAUUUGUAAACAUUAGUAACUGAUCAGCUUCUACGUCCUAUAGGCCAUCAUUCUGAGUAGGCACUGGCCUAGGACAGCUUAUUGUGUUUUAUAAUAAUCAUUAGUAUUAUGCUUACUUGCGUUGACAUCACCAAGCAAGCUUGGCUAGCCUUCCCAUAAGUCAAAUGAACAAAAGAAAAGAGGAACAUGAUUAUUUUUCCCGUAGCUAUGCAAAAGACGUUACUGAAGUAAGGUCUGGCGCUAGCCAGGGUCCACACAGCUUUAA